CCCCGCCCCGCGGCGGUCAGUCGGGCGGCGGCGGCGGUGGCGGCGGCAGCGGCGGAGGCGGCUCCGCCGGGCUGAGGAGCGGACGCGGGGAGGCGGCUCGGGAUCGCGACACAAUGAGGCGAGUGGUACGACAGAGCAAAUUCCGGCACGUGUUUGGCCAGGCGGUGAAAAACGAUCAGUGUUACGACGACAUCCGCGUCUCCCGCGUCACUUGGGAUAGCUCCUUCUGUGCUGUAAACCCCAGAUUUGUUGCAAUAAUUGUAGAUGCUAGCGGUGGUGGAGCAUUCCUGGUGCUGCCUUUGCACAAGACAGGCAGAAUUGACAAGUCCUACCCAACAGUGUGUGGCCACACUGGGCCAGUGCUGGACAUAGACUGGUGUCCUCACAAUGACCAGGUCAUUGCCAGUGGCUCUGAGGACUGCACUGUCAUGGUGUGGCAGAUUCCAGAGAAUGGGCUCACCCUGUCCCUGACAGAGCCAGUGGUGGUGCUGGAAGGCCAUUCCAAGAGGGUUGGCAUCGUGGCUUGGCACCCCACAGCACGCAACGUGCUGCUCAGUGCAGGUUGUGAUAAUGCAAUCAUCAUCUGGAAUGUGGGAACAGGUGAAGCCCUCAUAAACCUGGAUGACAUGCAUGUGGAUAUGAUUUACAAUGUGAGCUGGAAUCGCAAUGGCAGCCUCAUCUGCACAGCUUCCAAAGACAAAAAAGUUCGAGUUAUUGACCCCAGGAAACAAGAAAUUGUUGCUGAGAAAGAGAAAACCCACGAGGGAGCCCGUCCCAUGCGAGCCAUUUUCCUGGCUGAUGGAAACAUCUUCACCACCGGCUUCAGCCGCAUGAGCGAACGGCAGCUUGCCCUCUGGAAUCCAAAAAACAUGGAGGAGCCCAUAGCUCUUCACGAGAUGGACACCAGCAAUGGGGUCCUGCUGCCCUUCUAUGAUCCAGAUACCAACAUUAUUUACUUGUGUGGCAAGGGUGACAGCAGCAUUCGCUACUUCGAGAUCACGGAUGAAUCCCCCUAUGUUCACUACCUCAACACCUUCAGCAGCAAAGAGCCACAGAGGGGAAUGGGGUUCAUGCCAAAGAGGGGCCUUGAUGUCAACAAGUGUGAGAUUGCCAGGUUCUUCAAGCUUCAUGAGAGGAAGUGUGAGCCCAUCAUCAUGACGGUUCCUCGGAAGUCUGACCUCUUCCAGGAUGAUCUGUACCCUGACACAGCUGGCCCAGAGGCAGCUCUGGAAGCAGAGGAGUGGUUUGAGGGGAAGAAUGCUGAUCCUCUUCUCAUCUCCUUGAAGCACGGGUACAUUCCAGGCAAGAACAGGGAUCUCAAGGUGGUCAAGAAGAACAUACUGGACAACAAGCCUGCUGCAAAUAAGAAAAGUGAUCUCAUAAAUGCUCCAAAGAAAGCAGCUGAUGCCUCAAACACUCAAAACGAAGCCAAAUUGGAUGAAAUUUUGAAAGAGCUGAAAUGUAUAAAAGACACGAUCACCAACCAGGACGAGCGCAUUUCCAAGCUGGAGCAGCAGAUGGCAAAGAUCGCGGACUGAGCGGGGCAGAGCGGCGCUGGCCCCGCCGCCAGCCCAGGCACAUUCCAGUUCCCCCAGUUCAGCAAGCAGCAGCAUUCCAGUACCAGCUUUCCUCUUCUCCCAAAUUCACCCAAAUUCACGUCAACGAGAGCCGAUGAUUAAAAGCCAAGCUUUUUAGUGAAAGGUUUUUUUUUUUUUCCUGAUGUUUUAAUGAGUUUAUGUGACUGUGUCAAACGAGUCAAAAAAUAAGUGCUACUUUUACAGUCUUUUUUUUUUUUUUCCCAGAUGUUAUGAAUUCUUGAAAACAAAUCCAUUCUGACUUUCAGUGUUGUGCCCAAAUGUCUUUUCUAGAUGUAGGGACCAAUGCCACAUUGUUCUUAACCAUUUUUUUUUUUUUAAAGUUGCCAAAAAAAAAGAGAGAAAAAAAAAAGUUGCUUUUUUUUUUUCUUAUUUGCCACUUUGCAGUAUUUUGUGUUUCUAAUUGAAAGGGACAGCACUGUGUGUGUGUGCGUGUGUGUGUGUGUGCACAGUGGGUGUUUAUACUGUUCAGAGAACAAAACUGAAGCUAUUUUGUAUAAAUCUUCAAUUUCCAACAAUCAGAUUGGUUUCCUUUGCAGAGUGGCUGAGGCUGCUGCUGCUGAGACCCCUCAGAGGUGGGACAAUCUGCCUUCCCUUCCUCCCUGACCUGUCCCCACCACCUUUGUCUGGCAGUUUAAAGGAAAAAAAAAACUAAGUAGUUCUGAAGGAGAUGAUUCAUGCCACAAAAUGCUGCUUCUUUCUUACACCUUGAAGAACUUCAAACCUUACAUCAUCUUGUGCUUUUCAACUCAUGUUUUGGAUUUCUCUAGCCCCAUCCAAAACAUGGUUUAUUUCCCAGUUGGUUUUUUUUUUAAUUAUUAUUUGAUUUUAUCCUGGGGCAGAAGUUACUUCCCUGCAGGAGAUGUUUUCAGGUUUAUCCCUGGAGUGGAGAGGGGAAGGUGCCAUGGGAGAGGUGAGCUGGGGGCCUUUGGCAGUCACCAUGGUGUCUGUUCCAGCUGUGUGCACUGCUGUAAAUACUUCUUCCUGCACCACCACCAUCAGCUUUAAGAAGCUUUUAAAGACCUGCAAGCUUGCAGUUAGUUCUCUGGCCCCUCACAUUCAUGCUGAUUUUAGACAUUUAGACUUUGCUUCCCAAACAGCAUUAGCAGUGUUGUUUUUUCAUGAUGGGUCUCCAGAAACAAAACUCCUCUUUUUCUUUUUUUUUUUUUUCCCUCAUUUUAUUUUUUGUGAUUUAAUCUUUUUCCCCCCCUUUCUGUCACUCCUGCCUCACCACCACUCCCUAAACCUUUGCAGGAAAUUCUUUGUUCCAGGAUGAGUGAACUCCAUCCCCACACCGCCCCUGUGCUGCCAGGCCUGCGGAUUGGAAGUGACUGGGGAGGGUGCUUUUGAUCCCAGUUUGGAGAACUGGUUUCUCACAGGGAUUUUUGAGAUCCUCAGGACAGAGACCCCCGUGGGCACUCCGAGCUCACCAACUCCUCAUGGAAUUUUUUGGAUGCCUCAGCUCAGCAAAGCUCUGCUCAGGUGGGGUUUGCCCUGCGAGGGGGCUGCUUGGGUCAGGGAUGUGGGUUCAGGGUGCUGAGAGGGAUCUGAGGAGCCUCAAAACCUUUCCCAACCUGGGAUGGAUCCCUGGAUGGAUCCCUGGAUCCCUGCAGCAGCUCAUGUGUGUGCCUGGGAGCUGCUGUGCCAGAGCAGUGUCCCCCACCCUGGCCACCCCCCCCCCCAAGCUGUCCCUGUGUCCAGGCUGAAGUGAUUUUUUAAUUUUAUUUUGUUUUUAAUUUUUUCCCCGUUAGGUUAGCUAGAAACCCUCACAUUCUCCAUUUCCCCCAGUGUUUGCAUGUUCAGAACUUGCAGGUGGAAGCUUCUGUGUGCUGGAGGGAUGGCUGUGUGUGUUGGGAUGGCUGGGAAUGGAGCUGGAGGGGCACGAGAAUGGGACAUGAGGAGACAGGAUGUGUUGUUGUUGCAUAGCAUGAAAGCUUCAUAAAAAUGGGAUAUUUUUUUUUUAAAUGUUUGAGGUGGUGAGCACAGCAAGAGGGACGAGUGUCCCCUGCCACUGGUGCUGGAGUCACAGCUCAGACACUCUGAGUUAUAUUUGAAUGUUUGGUGACGUUCUUGUACUGCAGUAAAUGGCUGAGAUGAUCUGUAUUUUUAUUCCCUUUUUUUUUUAUUAUUAUUAUUCUUUUUUUUUCUUUUUUAUGAGAACAAAACCAAGCCUCAUGCUCCUCCCAAA
Messenger RNA from Calypte anna (Anna's hummingbird), 3783 nucleotides. RefSeq names its product coronin 1C (gene CORO1C). Gene Ontology annotation, biological process: neural crest cell migration; actin filament organization. Bases 114 to 1538 code for a protein of 474 amino acids. Gene Ontology annotation, molecular function: actin filament binding. The record is from RefSeq and is a predicted model, not a curated record. Lineage: Eukaryota; Metazoa; Chordata; Aves; Apodiformes; Trochilidae. The transcript has 11 exons.